This is a messenger RNA of Desarmillaria tabescens, 2024 nucleotides long. RefSeq names its product guanine nucleotide-binding protein. Gene Ontology annotation, cellular component: heterotrimeric G-protein complex. The coding region runs from base 67 to 1536 and encodes 489 amino acids. Gene Ontology annotation, molecular function: G protein-coupled receptor binding; GTPase activity; G-protein beta/gamma-subunit complex binding. Gene Ontology annotation, biological process: adenylate cyclase-modulating G protein-coupled receptor signaling pathway. The transcript has 9 exons. The record is from RefSeq and is a predicted model, not a curated record. Lineage: Eukaryota; Fungi; Basidiomycota; Agaricomycetes; Agaricales; Physalacriaceae.
ACCGAAACAAGCAACGCCCUCAGGUAGGCGCCGCAACCUUUUCCCUCUGCCUCCACCAUCUUCGCCAUGAAGACCCCUUCUCUCUACAGCCAGGACGAUCCAAUCACAGAAGCGUUACGACCGCCUCCAACAGAAACGGAGGCCGAGCGCUUCGCUCGUUUGCAAGCGGAAGCGGAAGCAAAACGGAUUUCAGAACAGAUUGACGAGGAUCUUAGGCUAGAGAGGGAAACCCUGAAGAGGAAGAAAACUGAUGUCAAGCUACUCUUGCUUGGCCAGGCAGAGAGCGGAAAGUCAACACUGCAGAAACAAUUCCAACUCAUGUACAAGCCAAACUCUCUUGACCAGGAAAGAUAUUCAUGGCGAACAGUCAUCUAUUUCAAUGUCGUUCACUCUAUCAAACAUAUCUUGAACACUCUGGAGGCAUGGGACGACUCGCUCGAGGACGAAAUGGACAUCGACGGACCUUAUAGUCACGGCAGGUCUACACCCACCGUGCACAGUUCCAGGUCACAUCACUUCUACGACCCUCUUACCUCGAAAACCACUAUUGCUAAUAUCCGUCGGCGGCUUUCUCCUCUGGUCGCUUCUGACAUCCAACUUGCAGACCGCCUGAGCGGCGGCAUCACCGUAUCUGGAUCUGGCAAGGGUGGUGUUUACGUCCGUAGUGGAUGGCAGGCGCGGACCAUCGAGAAUGCCCUAGGGAGGAUCCGUCCAAGACCCUCCGUUGAUGGUGAUGGCAAAAAAGGUCGGGACAGUACCUCCGCCGACAUUGUACAAGAUGCACUGGUUCAAGAUGUUGGGCGGAUGUUGGACGCAGCCAAGGACGACAUCAAGGAGCUUUGGAAUCAUCCGACGGUUAGAGGCCUUAUUAGCAAGCGACGUCUAAAGUUAGAUGAGUGGUCGGAAUUCUUUCUUCGACAUAUCAGCCGUGUAGCGGCCUCGAACUACGUGCCCACGACCGAUGAUAUACUACACGCCCGAAUACAGACCAUGGGUGUUGCAGAACAUAUUUUCGAUGUUACUAUUCAUGGGAAGGCUGUCACUUGGCAUUUAUAUGAUGUCGGUGGUGCUCGUGGGCAACGACACUCAUGGAUUCCCUACUUCGAUGAUGCCAAUGCUAUCAUCUUCGUGGCUCCAGUAAGCGCUUUCGAUCAGUAUCUCGAAGAAGAUCCGAGAACAAACCGAAUUGAUGACUCAUUGCAACUAUUCACUCAAAUCUGCUCGAACCGUUUAUUGAAGAACGUCCACCUUGUCCUUUUUCUCAACAAGACUGAUUUGCUCAAGAAUAAGAUAGAUUCUGGUCUACGAGUUCAGAAAUACAUCACUUCCUUUGGCGAACGGACGAACGAUUACGAGACCGUUGUCCAGUAUUUCCGUGCUCAUUUUCUGCAGGUUCAUAGACGAAAUAAUGAGAAUCGUCGUGUGUUGUAUACCCACUUUACCAGUGUCGUGGACACAAAGGCUACGCAGCGGAUUAUAGGCAACGUGCGCGACUCUAUCUUCCGAGGAUAUCUCCAGGACGCCGCGCUCGUAUAGUCUCAGCCCAGUUGUCAUCUCCUGCCGCACUGAGUCAAGCUCGACAUUGUGGUAACGGUCAGCCGUGUCGGCCUUUUAGAACUGAACGGUGCAUUUCAUACUCUACUCGCUCUUUUUCACUUGUUAUCGUACUGCUCCUCACUGUUCGUGGUGCUCCUCGAACUGUAUUCAUCGCGUAAUAAUUGUCUACUCCUCCCGUCAUUAUUGUUUUUAUAUUUUUGGUCACUACGCGUGUAUGUCUACCUGAAACCCAUCAUUAUGUAUACUCCAGCUUUCCGCAUCGCUUUUUUGUACGCACCCGCAGCUGUAAUCCCCAAUUAUUAUCAUUAUGACACGUAAUCCCAAAAGUAUCCCCAACAAACCAACCGUGCCGUGGACCACUUGUUUGCCCGGGUCCUUGAUAAGGUGAUGGAUCUAGCCGUGGAAUGCAUCUGCCAUGCGUUGCGGUGAUGCAAAUGAUUGGAACUUGGGGGGUAUUUGUUUUUAAU